Micromonas commoda is the source of this 1428-nucleotide messenger RNA. RefSeq lists its product with no specific name. Gene Ontology annotation, cellular component: membrane. Bases 1 to 1428 code for a protein of 475 amino acids. The transcript has a single exon. NCBI's taxonomy places the organism in Eukaryota, Viridiplantae, Chlorophyta, Mamiellophyceae, Mamiellales, Mamiellaceae. The record is from RefSeq and is a predicted model, not a curated record.
AUGGCUGUUCUCCUCGUCGUCAUCAUGAUUCUCAUGCUCGUCGUGUACAUCGUGGCCACCUUGUGCGGUCUUACCUUCUGCAAGUGCUGCAACGGCGCCUACAAGCCCCGCAGGUUCAGCAAGAAGGAUCUUAAGAUCAACAAGCUGGUAUGCCUCGUUUUCUGUGCCGUCACUGCCGCUGGCGCCUUCACCGUCUUCGCGGAGACUCCUCCUCUCCUCGAAAACACCAAGGACCUCACUGGUGCCAUGGCAGACACCAUCUCGGAGCUUACGAAAAACGUCACGAAAAUCGCGGAUGCCAUGGACGCUGCUGCCAGUGAUCCACUCCUGAAGAUCGGUGACGUCAGCAAAACAACUACUAGCAUGAAGGAUGCGAUGAAAUCUGUGGAUAACACUGUGCAGAAAGCUCAGGAUCAGAUCGAGGAAUACGUCGACAUGUCCGGCUUGUAUGUUACCAUCGCGGCGGGUGUCAUGUUUGGCAUCACUUUCAUCGUUUUCGCCCUCGGUUUCAUCGGAUUCUGGCGUCUCCUGAUCUUCUUCACGAUCAUCCUGUCCAUCAUGAUGGUCGUCGGCUGGAUCGUCUGGGGCUUGCUGAGCCUGCUGACGGUCUUUGUCGAUGACCUUUGCUGGGCCAUGAACGACUACCUCAGGGACAGGUACAACUCUGACCUCAGCCAGCUCAUCCCUUGUAUGGAUCCCAAUGUUGCCGUGAAGACCAUGAACGUCGCGAGGGAACAGGUCGCGACGGGUAUCGCCGCCGUCAACGAUCAGCUCGAAGAGUACGCUGGCUCAAACCCGUACCUGAAGUACCUGUGCUACAACUACGCGAAGAUCCCCUUGAACGAUCUCUGCAAAAACCCGACCAUCUACCACGAACUGAGUUACUCAAGGUUCGUGUGCGAAGCUGAGAACAAGAAGAAACUCACGUCGAAGAAUACUUGGGCUUCAUGGGACGCCACUGUCAAUGACUUGAUCAUGUUCCCGGAUGCCUUCUGCCCGUACCCGACCAACUUUUACAGUGUCCCUCUUGGAAACUUCAGCACUGGUCUCAGGCCGCUCCGAUGCCCCUUCAAAGGUUACAAUGAACCCGCUAUGACUACGGUGAAUGAGUUCGCGAUGGGACAGUGCUACACCAUGAAGCAGCUUCCCUCCGAUGUCUUCGACGCCAAGGCAAAGACCGCCAAGCUCGCGCAAUACGUGCUCGAUGUCGUCCCCAUGAUUGAGUCGCUUCUCCAGUGCGAGCUUGUCUCCACAGCCUUCUCCAGGAUGGUUGGCCCUUGCGACGGCAUGGCUACUGCUCUCACCAGCCUCUACGCUGGAUUCCUCCUCGUCGCCAUGGGCUACUUCCUCCUCUGGGCCUCCACGCUCGUCAUCAUCUCCCGCCUGCAGUACUACAGGUCGUACUGUGUCGACGCGGACAAGUACUAA